Messenger RNA from Athene cunicularia (burrowing owl), 1290 nucleotides. Its product is annotated as opsin-5-like. Gene Ontology annotation, biological process: G protein-coupled receptor signaling pathway. Gene Ontology annotation, molecular function: G protein-coupled receptor activity. The record is from RefSeq and is a predicted model, not a curated record. Gene Ontology annotation, cellular component: membrane. The coding region runs from base 188 to 1237 and encodes 349 amino acids. NCBI's taxonomy places the organism in Eukaryota, Metazoa, Chordata, Aves, Strigiformes, Strigidae. The transcript is spliced from 4 exons.
CUCACUCCAGGCUUCUCCCCUGCCACACAAGAGGGAGGGGGAGAGGAGAAAACAGAAGGGUCCCUUCACACUGACAGCACCCAACUGCCCACCUCACAUCUGCAGCCGGCAAACCAUGAGGAAGAGUCUAUUUGCCCCUACAGUCACUUCACCUUUGAUUUAAAACCUUCACCCACUUCCACAAGGGAUGAUGGAGGAGCAAUACAUUUCCAAACUCCACCCGGUUGUGGAUUACGGAGCUGGGGUCUUUCUUCUGAUCAUAGCCAUCCUGACAAUCCUUGGCAAUUCAGUUGUCCUUGCUACAGCUGUGAAACGCUCUUCCCUCCUGAAGUCACCAGAGCUGCUUACAGUCAACUUGGCAGUAGCAGAUAUUGGAAUGGCAAUCAGCAUGUAUCCGCUGGCCAUUGCAUCCGCCUGGAACCACGCUUGGCUGGGAGGAGAUGCGUCCUGCAUAUAUUAUGCCCUGAUGGGUUUUCUUUUUGGUGUCUGCAGCAUGAUGACCCUGUGUGCCAUGGCUGUGAUUCGAUUUCUUGUCACCAAUUCAUCCAAAUCUGACAGUAACAAAAUCACCAAGAACACUGUUCGCAUCUUGAUUACCUUCAUCUGGCUCUACUCCUUGCUCUGGGCCGUUCUGCCCUUGGUAGGCUGGGGCUACUAUGGCCCUGAGCCAUUUGGCAUCUCUUGUACAAUCGCCUGGAGCAAGUUCCACAACUCUUCCAACGGCUUUUCAUUCAUCCUGAGCAUGUUCCUCCUGUGCACAGUCCUGCCUGCACUGACCAUCGUUACCUGUUACUUGGGAAUUGCCUGGAAGGUUCAUAAAGCAUACCAAGAGAUCCAGAAUGUUGACAGGAUCCCUAAUGCAGCUAAACUGGAGAAGAAGCUGACAUUGAUGGCUGUGCUCAUCUCUGUGGGGUUCCUGAGCUCCUGGACACCGUAUGCAGCAGCCAGCUUCUGGUCCAUAUUUAACUCCAGUGAUUCCCUACAGCCCGUUGUUACACUGCUGCCCUGUCUGUUUGCCAAAUCUUCAACAGCGUAUAACCCUUUUAUUUACUACAUCUUCAGCAAAACUUUCCGUCGUGAAAUUAAACAAUUGCAGUGUUGCUGUGGCUGGCGAGUUCCUUUCUUCAGCACCAACAACUCCGCUGAAAAUCCUGUGUCGAUGAUGUGGAGCGGGAGGGACAAUGCGCGUCCCUCUUCUGCUGCAAAGGUGGAGAACCAGGGAGCUGCAACUCGCUGAAAUGCAGCGAUGGUUUCACAACACAGGUCGAAACUUGGGCUCGCUCAGGGGUC